CUUAGCGGAUCAGUAUUUUCUUUAUUUAUUACGGUUAAUGCGAAAAAUGUUCGUCCAACUUGUUGCGUCAACGUGGUUCACGUGUAGGAAGCACAGUUUUCUGGAGUCAUGAAAGCGUGUUAUGUUCCGCGGACAGUAGUGGUAGUACAGUCGUUUAAAAUUUCCAUUUAUGUGGCACAGUAUCGCACACACGUUGAAGCGCAAAUACGCAAAUGUCAGUCAUACGGCUGAGUAGAUCGAUGUAGGUAUGUGACCGGGUGUGAUCAAACAAUUUGAAACAGAAAGACGAAAACUUGUACCGCUGGUUGGAAUUUCAAAUAACUGUUAGUGGAUGUACUUACAAUGGAGGGCCACCAGGUAAGGGCGCUAUACGACUUUACAGGAGAAUCAGGGACAGCAGAAUUGUCUAUCACAGCAGGAGAAGUUUUAACUGUCAUGAGAGAUAAUGUGGGUGAUGGGUGGUGCGAAGGUUUUAAUCAAAGUGGAAAAUCUGGAUUGUUUCCAGCCGCAUACGUUCAAAUUGUUGAAACCACAGCAUCCGUUUCAAAUGCCAUGACAUCAUCGCAACAGAGUUCUGGAGAUUAUUGGGAUGAUGAUUGGGACGACGAUUCUGAAGUUAGCCAAACCCAGGCUUAUGUUCCUUCGCAACAGCAACAACAACAACCACAGCAUAUGACACAGUUGACUCAACAACAUAGUACUAUUGAUUAUGGUGAUAUAGUUUCUAUGCAAACUAUUCAUUCUGUGAUACCCGAAAGGCCUAUACCGAAUAUACCAAAGAAGAAUAAUAAGUUUUCUACUUUAAUAAAAUCUGGCGAGGAUAGUUUUUUAUUAGGAAUCAGAAUAACAAAUGUUCCUGAAAGUGAGAAAGUGUACGUUGAGGAGAUCGACGGGGGACAUUGUAGAUGGGUUCCCAGGGGAGAUUCUUACAAUUGUGUAGUUACAUCUCCCAAAAAGGAAUCAAAACUGAAGGGGCUUAAAAGUUUCAUAGUUUAUCAACUGACGCCUACGUUUAACAACAUUCAAGUGUCAAGAAGAUAUAAACACUUUGAUUGGCUACAUGAACGUUUGGAAGAAAAAUAUUGUUUUAUUCCUAUUCCGCCGUUGCCAGAUAAACAAAUAUCGGGAAGAUACGAAGAACAGUUUAUCGAACAUCGACGUACACAGCUACAAGAGUUCGUCGAUUACGUCUGUAGACAUCCUGUGUUGGCACGCAGCCGCGUCUGGGAGCAUUUUAUAACUUGUACAGAUGAAAAACGAUGGAAAGCCGGCAAGAGACAAGCGGAGAAAGAUGAAUUAUUAGGUGUAAAUUAUUUUAAUGCCAUUCAAUGUCCCGAAACUCCUUUGGAUGCUAUAAGAGUGGAAAUCCAAAUAGAUGCUUACAGUAGAUUUAUAAGCGGAUUAGAUCCGGUAGUUAAGAAUUUCAUGGCUAUGGCUGUUGACCAAACAAAGAAAAAUCAAGUUCUCUACAAGAGGGAAUUUCAAAAAAUUAGUCAAUCUUUUAACGCGUUGAGCCAUGCGUUGGAAGGAGACGAUAGCAGUCGAGGUAGAUUGACUUAUGCGUUGAAGAUAACGGGCGACGCUUAUAACGAUAUAGGCAAAUUGUACGAAGAACAGCCUAAGUUUGAUUGGGAACCUCUUGCUGAUAAGUUCCAUAUUUAUAGAGGAAUUAUCAGUAGUUUCCCAGACGUAAUCAGUAUACAUAAGAGUGCCGUGCAAAAAAGGAAAGAUUGUGAAAGGUUAGUAAGUGAACAUAAAAUGGAACCGCAACAAAUGCGAGAGCUUUCUCAUCGGACGGACAUAAUAGCGCGAGCUCUUCUUGCCGAAGAAACACAUUUUCAAGCAGAACAGGAGAUACAUAUAACCCAAGCCAUGAAAACGCAUCUUGCUGAGCAAAUUACGUUUUAUCAGAAAAUUGUAGAUAAAUUACGAGAGGCGUUAAAUUCAUACGAAGGCUGAAACGCGUGACUAUCGUAAUUUAAGAAGGCUUUGCACACACGAUAUCAUUUUAUAUAAUCAAUAAUAUCGAAAUACGAUAUUUAGUUUAAAAUGUACGAAGUGCAUGAAGUGUAACAGAAUUUCUAUAAUAGAAAGAAUUUAAUACGUGAUUUGAACACGAAUGCAGACGAUUUCGAAUGGAUUUAUAUUUAAUCAUGGAUAAGCACAGAUCGCAAGAGCAAUAACAUAAAUAAGAUCAGAAGGGGCCAAUAGUUUGUUUUUAGAUGUACCAAAAAUCACACGUAUAUAAAAAUAUGAAAAAUAUAUUUUCUAUUUAUAGUAUUUUUUUAUGUACAUUUCAGUUGUACAAUCCGGUAUUAUUUCAGCGACUGAAUAAACAGAAAAGAAUGGUAUUAAACUGGACUGGAAGAGGUGAAGUGUAAUUUUCAGAAAUCAGAUAAGUAACAUCAAUUAAGCGGUAUUAUUAAUGAUGCAUAGUAAUAUAUUACAUGUUAAUUUUUCAUG
Colletes gigas is the source of this 2463-nucleotide messenger RNA. It is a transcript of the gene SH3PX1, whose product is annotated as sorting nexin lst-4. Lineage: Eukaryota; Metazoa; Arthropoda; Insecta; Hymenoptera; Colletidae. Gene Ontology annotation, cellular component: plasma membrane; cytoplasmic vesicle. Gene Ontology annotation, molecular function: protein binding; phosphatidylinositol binding. Gene Ontology annotation, biological process: plasma membrane tubulation; endocytosis; endosomal transport. The record is from RefSeq and is a predicted model, not a curated record. The transcript has 5 exons. The coding region runs from base 343 to 1959 and encodes 538 amino acids.